Manihot esculenta (cassava) is the source of this 1516-nucleotide messenger RNA. Its product is annotated as transcription factor MYB46. Lineage: Eukaryota; Viridiplantae; Streptophyta; Magnoliopsida; Malpighiales; Euphorbiaceae. The coding region runs from base 424 to 1416 and encodes 330 amino acids. The record is from RefSeq and is a predicted model, not a curated record. The transcript is spliced from 2 exons.
UUUUCACUUUACUUGAUUUCCUUUUAUGUGUUUAAUUGUUUUCAAUCUCUCCAUGUAUGAUCAAUUCAGAAAAUAUGAAUUGAUAAUUACCUUGUGACUGAAGUAAUACAUAAUAGAAAAAGACAAGAUCAUAGAGUCAAAGACAAGACCACCUCUCUCUCUAAUUUCCUCAGGUCCCUCUCCAAACCGUUUUGUACUCAGACCCAUCAACCAACCCCCCCCCUCUCUCUCUCUUCCCUGUAAUCUAAGCAAACCCCACAGCCAUCAUGAUCAUCAUUCCCACUCUAUGAAGCGUCCCAGGCCUCUCUCUCUCUUUCUUUCAUGUUCUACCAUUCUAUAAAGUCUUAACUAAUCAACAUCAAGCCAGUUGGGGAAAGAGAUACAGAUACCUUUCAGAGGAGAUAGGAGCCAAAGACUCUCAAAAUGAGGAAGCCAGAAGUUUGUGGGAAGAACAACAACAAGCUUAGAAAGGGACUGUGGUCACCAGAGGAAGAUGACAAGCUCAUGAACUACAUGUUAAACAAUGGACAAGGUUGUUGGAGUGAUGUAGCAAGAAAUGCUGGCUUGCAGAGGUGUGGCAAGAGUUGUCGGCUUCGCUGGAUCAAUUAUUUAAGACCUGACCUCAAGAGAGGUGCAUUUUCACCCCAGGAAGAAGAGCUCAUCAUCCAUCUGCAUUCCCUUCUUGGCAACAGGUGGUCUCAAAUUGCGGCUGGCUUGCCUGGACGGACAGACAAUGAAAUCAAGAAUUUUUGGAAUUCAACAAUAAAGAAAAGACUGAAGAAUCUGACAUCCUCCGCAGCCUCACCAAACACGAGUGAUUCUUACUCAGAGCCAAGCAAAGAAGUAGCAGCAGCAGCAGCAGCCGCCAUAGUGGGAGGAGGGUUCAUCUCCAUGCAAGAACAAGCCAUGAUGAAUCCCAUGUGUACAGACCCAUCAUUAUCAUCCGCAUCAUCAUCAAACACAUCCAUGCAAGCUAUGUUUCUGAACCAAAUGGACUCAUCACCUACCUUGGAUCAUGGCCUUAGCAUGUAUGGUGCAAAUGCAUACUUUAACAACAAUGCACCCCCAUGCAUGACUCCGAUAGGUAUAACUAGUGGUGAUGAUUUGCAUGGGAAUCAAGGAAUCCUUGGAGGUGUUAAUAUUGGGAUAGGUGGGGAACUUCACAUUCCUCCUUUAGAGAGUAUAAUCAUUGAAGAAAAUGCUAGAACUGAAGAUAUAGCGACGCAUGGUAACACCACGAAUAAUUACCCUUUUAGCAACGUAAAUAAAAUGAACAGCAACUGCAAUAAGGCAGAGAACAUGGCUGCUGGGAUUGGGAACUUAUGGCAAGGAGAAGACCUAAAAGUAGGGGACUGGGACUUGGAAGAGUUGAUGAAAGAUGUUUCCUCCUUUCCUUUUCUUGAUUUUUCCAAUUGAAUAAAUGGUUUUCCUCAUAUUUUUUUUUCUUCCUUCAAUUUUCAUAUAUGCCCUCCAUUUAUAGACAAAAUGAUAAACCUAUUGAAUUUUUAUGUCUCUA